Messenger RNA from Physeter macrocephalus (sperm whale), 8959 nucleotides. RefSeq names its product zinc finger and BTB domain containing 11 (gene ZBTB11). Gene Ontology annotation, biological process: regulation of transcription by RNA polymerase II. The transcript has 11 exons. Bases 3660 to 7175 code for a protein of 1171 amino acids. NCBI's taxonomy places the organism in Eukaryota, Metazoa, Chordata, Mammalia, Artiodactyla, Physeteridae. The record is from RefSeq and is a predicted model, not a curated record. Gene Ontology annotation, molecular function: protein binding; chromatin insulator sequence binding; DNA-binding transcription factor activity, RNA polymerase II-specific. Gene Ontology annotation, cellular component: chromosome; nucleus.
UUGUUUUUGUUUUGUUUUUUUGCAGUACGCGGGCCUCACUGUUGUGGCCUCUUCCAUUGCGGAGCACAGGCUCCGGACACGCAGGAUCAGCGGCCAUGGCUCAUGGGCCUAGCCGCUCCACGGCACGUGGGAUCUUCCCGGACCAGGGCACGAACCCGUGUCCCCUGCAUCAGCAGGCGGACUGUCAACCACUGCACCACCAGGGAAGCCCAGGGUUUUUUGUUUUAAUAAAUUAUUUAUUUAUGGCUGCAUUGGUUCUUCGUUGCUGUGUGUGGGCUUUCUCUAGUUGCAGUGAGCAGGGGCUACUCUUUAAGUUGUAGAGCAUGGGCUCUAGGCGCACGGGCUUCAGUAGUUGUGGCGUGUGGGCUCAGUAGUUGUAGCUCACGGGCUUAGUUGCUCCGCGGCAUGUGGGAUCUUUCCGGACCAGGGAUCAGACCCGUGUCCCCUGCAUUGGCAGGCGGAUUCUUAACUACUGCGCCGCCAGGGAAGUCCAAGAGCUAGGUAUUUUUUAAAGAGUUCAUUUCUUGGGUAUAGUGCCUCCUAAUGUAAGCCUCUUGGAGAGAUGUUAAGCAAGGUGAUGUAAAUAAAAUAAGAUCUAUAUGGUUAAAUGCAAGCUUUGCUCAGCUGAGGCUAUAAGGGCACGUUACAGACUGUAUUGUCUAAACUUUUGUUACAUAGCUACGAGUACUAGGAUGUUGCAUAGAUUCUAGCCAGGUUGAUUGCUAAAAGAUGCAUUUUUUUCUUCUGUCUGCAGAAAGUAAGCCUUCUUGAGUUACUUUCUUGUUAAAUUACCCUUCUCCAUAAUAGACACAUUUAUUUCAUAUUGGGGAUGCUUUUUGGUUCACUAGUAUCUCACCUUUUAACCAUUAGCUUAUAGCUGAGUUAACCACUUAGAACUAUCACCUGUAUAAUCUCUUGCUUCCAGAAAAUAAGCUUAAAUGAAGAGUACAAUUUCUUUUACAUAAAUGUGGUCAGGAAAAUAGUAAUUGUAAUUGUUAAAAAUAGGCUUGCACUUCUUCAAAAAGUAGAUCAUCUUAUGUACCACACUGUGCUAAGCUGCAAGGAUACAAUGAUGAACAAGGUACAUCCUCUUGAGAAACAUGCUUUUUAUACAUAGGAAUAGUAUAUGAAGGUAAAAUACAUCAACACUGCCCCUCACCUCUAUUCUAUCCAGGGUGAUGGAAUUAAUGAUUAUUUUUGGUGCUUGUUAAAUUCAGGCAUUGGUCUAGGUGUUGGGGAUAAAACAGUCUCUUUGGAGGACUUGAAAACUGAAAAGAUGUGUAAAGUAAAUAUAUAAGGUAAGCUGGUUGGCUGGCUUUUGCUUAGUAAAAUUUUGUUUGGGAAAAACCCUUUUUAUUGUAAUUUUAAAAAAAUAUAUGAAAAAAAAAGGCAUGCAGCUGUGAACAGAGAAAGUUUAAAAGCCAGUCAAAAUACCCAACGUGAAUGCAGAGCUACAUGUUCUUAGUUUUGAACACAAUAAAAUGUCCCCUUAAAAGCACUGCUUUUUUGGUCUAAACGCCUUAAAAUGGAACUGCCCAUUCUGAUUACCUCUGAGUCCUGAACGGCUUGCAGCUCAGGACAGUAUAAACACUAAAUACUUGUUCUCACAGGACAGCAAGUUUAGCUUUCCUCAGGAAGACCACUGGACCACGUGUAAAACAUUUUACUAAAACAUUUCUCGGGUUUCCCUGGUGGCACAGUGGUUGAGAGUCCGCCUGCCAAUGCAGGGGACACGGGUUCGUGCCCCGGUCCGGGAGGAUCCCACAUGCCGCGGAGCGGCUGGGCCCAGGAGCCAUGGCCGCUGAGCCUGCACAUCCGGAGCCUGUGUGCUCCGCAGCGGAAGAGGCCACAACAGUGAGAGGCCAGCGUACCGCAAAACAAAACAAAACAUUUCAAAACAUUUCUCUGUAUUGGCCCAAAGGCAUAGAAGAGAAUCCCAAGUUUUAGUGGGCUUCUCAGUGCUUUCACUUGGUGUGUUUUGAUAGAAACUGAUUUGGGUGUGGAGGGAUUUCGAUUAACUUAGCUUCUCUUAGCCAUGUCCACAACUUGUUUACUUAAAAUUUUAAUCUACUUACAUUAAAUUUAGUUUUUUUUAAUGUGUUAGUCUUCUUUAAAGGUUUAUUUUUAAUUUUUAUUUUUUUGGAUGCAUCGGGUCCUAGUUGCGGCACGUGGGGAUCUUUUGUUGCAGCAUGUGGGCUCUUAGUUGUGGUGGUGGUUUUUCUCUAAUCUAGUUGUAGUGCGCAGGCUCCAGAGUGCAUGGACUCUAGUUUGGGCAGGCAGGCUCUAGAUGAGAUGGGGGAGCUCAGUAGUUGUGGCACGCAGGCUUAGUUGCCUCGCGGCAUGUGGAAUCUAUGAAUCCGCAUCCCCUGCAUUGCAAAGCGGAUUCUUACCACUGGACCGCCAGGAAAGUCCCACAUUAAAUUUAGUUUUAAAGGAAGUCUAUUUGAUAGCAAAACUGGUGGUGCUGGCCCAGCACAUAUACAUCCCUUGGAGGGUGGAUUUGGAAAUCCAUUCUGGGUGCCCCACCCCUUGGGAGCAGGGGUAUGUCUCCAUCUUCUAAUUCCUCCCUCACCCAGCUGUAGUCUGUGGAAUUAGUGGCCCGGUAGUUCUAUCUUUCCUCAGGGCCUGGGAGCUCCUGUACCUAGAGCUAGAAUAUUCAACUGCCUCAAACAACCGGGCCGUUUGGAAAUUCCUGCAAUCCCCACCCCCAAGUGCCAGGGGACUGAGUGCACCCCGCUUUUUUUUUUUUAAUUAUUUCAUUUAUUUAGGUUGCGCUGGGUCUUAGUUGCGGUUCGUGGGCUCCUCUGUUGUGGCAUGCAAACUCUUAGUUUGCAUGUGGGAUCUAGUUCCCUGGCCAGGGAUAGAACCCGGAUGCCCUGCAUUGGAAGUACGGAUUCUUAACCACUGCACCACUAGGGGAGUCCCGCAUCCUGUGAACCCACUGUUAUCACCAUCUGUCCUCACCUAUCUCCAAAGGGUCACUACCUCAAUCAGUGACUGCAGACUCUAGGCUGGGAGAGGAGAGGGUUGGCCCAGAGUUUUCAGGCUCCAAUAAAGCACCGCGCAGUCUGAGCCGCCUCGGCCUUUUGUGCAUUCAGUAUAUGUUGGGUGUAAAAUGGAGAAUUUUUUCCCCUAAGUUUAUGUAAAAAUAUAUGCAAAUAAAGCUGUAAGAAAACACUGCUAGCUGCUCUUCGUCACUCCUUGCCAACAUGACUACCUUCAUAGGUAAAAAAUCGUCAAUACAUAAGCUGAUCAUUCCAGAAAAACGACUAUUCCAUAGGUAGUUAGGAACCAGCAGUUGCUUAGAAAUUACAUUAACUCCUAUCACGGAGGGAUUUAGAUUUUAUAACACUUAACUGGAAGCUACAUUUCCAUGUGAAAGGGCUUUCUUUGGUCUUACAUACAGUGACUAAUAAUAUACUAGGGGCCUCAAAAUCUGGUGCUUUUAUGUUGUCGGGUGUCUCAAAACGUAGGCGGGGCCAAAAAGACUCCUUUACACCUUGGGGUAUCUCCGACGGGAUUAACAACUGCCCACCACCGCCUCCUACACGUGCUCAGAUCCUGGGAAAGAAGGGAAAAACAAAAAGGGAAACUGCCAGGACUUAAGAUGUCUGCUCAAAACCACUUCGAUUUCCAGGAAGGGCCUACCCGCUUCCAAAAUGUCCGUCCGCAGUCCUAACGUCACUUGGUCGGCUAGAUCAAGCCAGAAAGCCACUGCGCUCCAAUCAGGGAUUAGCCCCCUCACCCACUGCCCUUGGUUUGCGUCACUUCCGGUGGUGCAGCAGCCAUUUUGUCAGUCGCCAGCGGAUCCCGCGCGCUGGAGAAGUGCAGUUCCUCUUGGUUACCAACUCGUCCGUUCUCCCUCCGCGGUGCGGGCGCCCUCGAAGAGCACUCACCACAGACACAGCCAGUUCUCCCUACAGUGCCGCCACUGCUGUUGCAUCCGCCCGGAACUAGUGCGCUGUCUUCCUCCCUUGCCACUGACAGGCGCCCUCGGGGAGCCGCCGUCAGCGAUGUCAAGCGAGGAAAGCUACCAGGCCAUCCUGCGCUACCUGACGAACGAGUGCGAGCCGUACGCGCCGGGCACCGAGGGUAAUGUCAAGCGUAAAAUCCGCAAGGCGGCCGCCUGCUACGUGGUGCGCGACGGGACGUUGUAUUACCAGCGGCGGCAGCGGCACCGCAAGACCUUCGCCGAGCUGGAGGUGGUGCUGCAGCCCGAGCGGCGUCGGGGGCUUAUCGAGGCUGCGCACCUGGGCCCGGGCGGCACUCACCACACCCAGCAUCAGACCUGGCACGACUUGUCCAAGACGUACUGGUGGCGAGGUAUAUUAAAGCAAGUCAAAGAUUACAUUAAACAGUGUAGCAAAUGCCAGGAGAAACUAGAUCGAUCCCGUCCUAUAUCAGAUACUUCAGAAAUGUUAGAAGAAUUGGGACUAGACCUUGAAUCUGGAGAAGAAAGUAAUGAAUCAGAGGAUGACCUGAGCAACUUUACUUCGCCUCCAACUACAGCUUCCAAGCCUGCAAAAAAGAAGCCAGUAUCCAAACAUGAACUUGUAUUUGUUGACACCAAAGGAGUGGUGAAACGUUCUUCUCCAAAACAUUGUCAGGCUGUCUUAAAACAGCUGAACGAACAGAGACUCUCUAACCAGUUCUGUGAUGUUACUUUGUUAAUUGAAGGAGAAGAGUACAAAGCUCAUAAAUCUGUUCUGUCAGCUAAUAGCGAAUAUUUUCGAGAUCUUUUUAUUGAGAAAGGAGCUGUUUCCAGUCAUGAGGCAGUGGUGGAUCUUUCUGGCUUUUGUAAGGCAAGCUUCCUUCCUUUACUGGAAUUUGCCUAUACUUCUGUGCUAAGUUUUGACUUCUGUAGCAUGGCUGAUGUAGCCAUCUUGGCUCGUCAUCUUUUCAUGUCAGAAGUUUUAGAAAUCUGUGAAAGUGUACAUAAACUAAUGGAAGAGAAGCAACUAACAGUGUAUAAGAAGGGUGAGGUACAAACAGUUACAUCUACACAGGACUUACCAGAACAAAAUGGAGGUACAGCACCUCCUGUGGCUAACAACGAGGGAACCACAACAACUUUAUCCACUGAACUUGGGGAUUGUGAAAUUGUACUGCUGGUGAAUGGAGAAUUGCCAGAGCAGAAUGGAGAGCUAGGACAACAGCCUGAGCCGCAGGUUUCUUCACAGACCGAAGCUGCUCUGUCACCUGUAGGCUGUGUAACUGAUUCCCAUCCUGAAAUGGAGUCUGUUGAUUUAGUAACAAAAAACAGCCAGACAGAACUAGAAACUUUAAACAUCAGAGAAGAUGGCACAGUCUCUAAUACUCAUCCUAAGCUUUCAAAAGAGAAUGUAAUCAGUAGCUCUCCAGAAAACGGUAAUAUGGGAAAUGGUACAGCAACAGAGGAUAUCUGUGCUGAAGAUAUUUCAGAGCAUAGGCAGAACCUUGGCCAGUCUUUAAAAGAUCAGGAAAAUCUUGUUGAACCGACAGCACAGACAGACCAUAGUCCCGAUGAUGAUGAUACUUACAGAAGCAGGCUUCGGCAGCGUUCUGUUAACGAAGGGGGAUAUAUCCGACUACACAAAGGAAUGGAGAAGAAGCUGCAGAAACGGAAAGCCAUUCCCAAGUCAGCAGUUCAACAGGUGGCUCAGAAAUUAGUUCAAAGAGGAAAAAAGAUGAAACAACCAAAAAGGGAUGCUAAAGAGAAUACCGAAGAAGAAGCAUCCCAUAAAUGUGGGGAAUGUGGAAUGGUUUUUCAGAGACGAUAUGCUCUUAUAAAGCACAUACUGAAACAUGAAAGAGCUAGAGAUUACAAGUGUCCAUUGUGUAAGAAACAGUUUCAGUACAGUGCCUCCUUGAGAGCACACCUUAUUCGACAUACCAGGAAAGAUGCGCCUACUUCAUCCUCUUCCAGUUCUGCAUCUAAUGAGGCCUCAGGAUCAUCGUCUGAGAAGGGCAGAACCAAACGAGAAUUUAUAUGUUCGAUAUGUGGAAGGACAUUACCUAAAUUAUAUUCUCUUCGAAUACAUAUGUUAAAGCACACAGGGGUAAAACCACAUGCAUGCCAGGUCUGUGGAAAGACUUUCAUCUACAAGCACGGUCUAAAAUUACACCAGAGUCUCCAUCAAUCACAAAAGCAGUUCCAGUGUGAACUAUGCGUUAAGUCAUUUGUUACCAAACGGAGUCUUCAGGAACACAUGAGUAUUCACACAGGAGAGUCGAAGUACCUUUGCUCAGUUUGUGGAAAGUCUUUUCACAGGGGCUCUGGGCUCAGCAAGCACCUAAAGAAGCACCAACCAAAGCCUGAAGUUCGAGGCUAUCAUUGUACUCAAUGUGAAAAAAGUUUCUUUGAAGCUAGAGAUCUUCGCCAGCACAUGAACAAACAUCUUGGUGUGAAACCAUUCCAGUGCCAAUUUUGUGAUAAGUGCUAUAGUUGGAAGAAAGAUUGGUAUUCCCAUGUGAAGUCUCACUCUGUCACUGAGCCUUACAGGUGUAAUAUAUGUGGCAAAGAAUUUUAUGAGAAGGCAUUGUUCAGAAGGCAUGUAAAGAAAGCUACCCAUGGAAAAAAAGGAAGAGCAAAGCAAAACCUGGAACGGGUGUGUGAACAAUGUGGAAGAAAAUUCACUCAGCUGAGAGAGUAUAGGAGACACAUGAACAACCAUGGAGGAGUUAAGCCAUUUGAGUGCUUAACAUGUGGAGUAGCUUGGGCUGAUGCCCGAUCUCUAAAACGCCACGUCAGAACACAUACAGGUGAACGGCCCUAUGUCUGUCCCGUAUGUAGUGAAGCCUACAUAGAUGCUCGAACACUCCGUAAACAUAUGACUAAAUUCCACAGAGAUUAUGUGCCUUGUAAAAUUAUGCUGGAAAAAGAUACCCUUCAGUUUCAUAACCAAGGAACUCAAGUGGAGCAUGCUGUUAGCAUCUUAACAGCAGAUAUGCAGGAACAAGAAAACAGCGGUCCUCAAGAACUUGAAACUGUGGUAGUUACAGGAGAAACUAUGGAAGCUCUCGAAGCUGUUGCAGCUACUGAAGAAUGUCCGUCAGUAUCUACACUUUCUGACCAAAGUAUCAUGCAAGUGGUUAACUAUGUGUUAGCACAACAGCAAGGACAGAAGCUAUCUGAAGUUGCAGAAGCUAUUCAAACUGUUGAAGUGGAGGUGGCCCAUAUUUCAGAAACAGAGUGAAUGUAGUAAUGGAGAUGAACAGAAGGGACAUCUCACAUAAACUGACUCACAGAACAUUUGUUUACAGUACUAUGUGGCUGUCCGCCUAGAGUUUGUAUGUCAAGGCUCUGGGCUGUUUUGGUGGUGUUUUAACAUUUCUAAACAGUUUGUCUGGCUAAUGGGUUCUGUAGAAAAGUCCAUUUACUGUAAAGAAAUUGAAAACAAAUCUAUUUGAUGGCAGUGGAUUAUCAUGGUAUACUUUUUAUGAAUUAAUGUUUAUAAAGAACUGUACUAAAUAAAUUAAAAACCAUACAGUUUCAUUUGCAUUUUGACAUUAUUAUAUACUUUGAGUUUAAAAGGCUGUACUCAUUGGCUUUUCUUCUCUUUUAUUCUCAAAAUAUAGAGGUUCUGUGAUUUCAUUUGCCUUGUUUAUGGAUUAAAAAUUCUAAUAUAAAACGUUUUAGUGCGAUGCAUAAGUAUAUUACAUUUUUUUAAAUGCUUCAGAUCUGUGAUUCUUGACUUACUAUUUAUUUUAACCCCUUAUAAAGUCAAGGAUUCUUUAUUUUAAAGCACUUAAUGAGUUACAUGUUGUAAUCAAGUUUGCACAGUGUACUUAAUCUAUAUGGGGAACCCUUAAAUGAAUAGCUGAUUUUUUAAAAUACCAUUAAAAUGCAUGAAAUGCCUAUUAAAGCCUUACUCUACUAUCCUUCAAGGCAAGUAAAUUGACCAUGAGCAAAGAAUACUGUUACUAAACUCUGUUGAUGGGAAAUUUCUCCUUGAUAACAUAAGAUAAUAAAUGGGAAAAAAGAAGUAAAAACUAGGUUUGGUAUGUUUGCAGUUUCUGUAUCAUGUUUAAUUGUUCAAUUUUGUUGAAAAACUGCAGUUUAGAAGUAGGAUAAUGAUAUAGACAUCUACAGCGGUCCUGUGGAUACCAUGUAAUUGUCAAGUAAUUUCAGAAUAUUGAAAAUUCUUCAGCCCUCAUUACAGUAUACUACUUAAAUAAAUUGAUUAUGACCCACCAAAUUGUUAAAGGUAAAUUCUUCUUAAAAGUUGCCUGAGAGUGAAAUUAAUUUCGUGUGUUUGAUUUUUAAAUUCCCACCUCUUUAAGCUAUCCAGUUUUCUCGUUUUUCAAAAUAACCACGGGGAGAUGCCACAUUUCUCUCCUGGGAAACUACCACUCAAGCUCUAAUUGUUAAAAUUAAACUUCUAAGUAUUAGAAGCUAAUAUAAGUUGUAAAAUUAAGAUACAAGCAGAUCACAUGUAAGUCAUUCCUAAAGCACAAGAAAAGAAUGUGCCUUGAUGUACAUAUAUUAUUAAGAUGCUUAUUUCAGUUUACUUUAAAAGUGGCUUAAAAGAUGAAGAAUAAAUGUGAUGCCAUGCAUGCAUUAUACCUGUAUAUGUAAUAUUUGCAUUUGCAAAUUUCCCAUUGUUUUGAUAGCUGUGUGGCUGACUUUCAAUUUUAAGUGGAUUAACAUACAGUCUAACUUUAUAAUGGCUGCUUGUUUAUCAUAUCUUUCAGUUAGUGAAAAUGUAUUUCAACCUGACAAAAAUUUGGAAUUGUAUCUUUAUGUUCCCUUGUCACCAUUGUUAUUAGAUUUAGUUAAUUGUAUAAGACCCAUUAAUGUAUGUCAUAAAUAUGUAAAUAAAAGAUGUUGAAUCUUGUUUAAAGCAUAAGCUUUGGAGUUGAGCUUGUCACUAUUUUCAGCUCAUAAAUCAGUUGCUGUUAUUUGAUAUGUUAUAGAGUUAAUCCAUUUUUAAAGGGGAGGAGAAUUGAACACAUUAAAAAAUAACCAUUGACGGAACAC